Pocillopora verrucosa is the source of this 3462-nucleotide messenger RNA. Its product is annotated as probable G-protein coupled receptor CG31760. Gene Ontology annotation, molecular function: G protein-coupled receptor activity. The record is from RefSeq and is a predicted model, not a curated record. Gene Ontology annotation, biological process: G protein-coupled receptor signaling pathway. Gene Ontology annotation, cellular component: membrane. Lineage: Eukaryota; Metazoa; Cnidaria; Anthozoa; Scleractinia; Pocilloporidae.
GAUUCACAAUUAUGGAAUAACAUGGAAAGCAUCGAUAUUCUCGGCGGAAGCACAGGGUUCGACUAUCAGCAAACCAAGCUGCCGACUUUCUGGAAUACGCCCUUGACUCAGAUCUGUCUUGGAAUGAAAGUUAAGGACGAAGAUAGGUUUAUCACAAUCAAUCUGACGGCCAGUUCGCUGCAUUCGAUAUUUUCCACUGAUCAGUACUUGCCAACAUCAUUGGGUCGAAAUGUUUGGAAAAAGGUAGUGGGUCCUCAGGCUUCACUGCAGCAUUUGUGCAACAAAGAGGGUUUUAACGUGGUGUGUUCAGGUGCCAUUAAAACGAGAAUCGGUAUCAUUACGGAUGACGUGCCGAUGGUCUCUCCGUUUACUUGCGUAGGCUGUGACUCGGCUAUUACGUUUGGAGGCGAUGAUUUUCAAGUGUGUGGGAAUAAUGGCUAUAAGGAUAUCUCUGCCAUGGGGUAUAUUCUGAUAAAAUAAAAAAUCCCGCUGUAUGUGAAACCAAGAAGCACCUUUGGGAGGUUAAUCCGUUGUGCCAUAUUAAUAUGUUUAUAGGCAUCUCUGUGAGCAUCAGAUGUUUGUAAGUGGACAGCUUGAAUUUAAGAGCGAAGCACCACAAAGCUACGCAAUUUGCCGGUCGUAAAUUCUAGUAAACAACAAUUCAAGCAGGGUAAAUCUACCACACGGAUCUCGUAAAUGCAAGAAAUUUCAAAUGACCACAUCAACCCACCAGCAGCUGCUGUGAUGCCACACGACCAAGGAGUCUAGUUAUUUAGUGUUCGAGUGUUCGUCUUUUUGUGUGAAUAGGAGAAUCAAUGACUUUGUGGCAAGUGUGUUUCGUGUUUGCUGCUUUAUCGAAACAUUCUUGGGAUAGCAAAAAAUUUGUAAAUGCAACUGGAGAGAACCUGAGAGGGAACCUUCUCGAGAGAGAGCUCCAAUAUGUGGCCCAAAUUCAUGAUAAACUACAAGACGCUGUUGGAUGCAACGAUGUUGCAGUUCUCAACGUGUCGUUUGAUAGCCAAAGGUGGAAAAACGAAUCUCUUAUUGCAGUCAAAGUCGCCAAUCUCUUGACUUCUCUCUGGUCUGUGAAAUCGUCCGCUUCUGCCGAAUCUGUUGUUGAGAAUGACAUUUUACUGUUUCAAAUGGUUCGCUACAACGUCCGUUUCUCUCCAUCUGUUUUCGGAUCAGCUGUAUGUUUCGCGCCAAACUUGUACAAGGACUAUGAAAGGUUUUGUCCUUAUGCGUUCAAGGACAAGAAAUUGAACGGAAGCAUUCAUGUUACAGAUCUUGGGCAAACGGAUUACGAUUACACUACGAGCCCAAACGCUAUUUGGUGGCCUGCAAUCACACAAAAAACCAGAAACAAGAGGUCAACAGAUUGGAUGAAAGUGACCGACUUUUAUUCAGUAGGAAGCGCGAAUGGAAUUGUCGAGAAUGAAACCCGCAACCGAUUACUUGUGACAUACGAAGAUGGUUUGUGGACUAGGCCGUAUUUCGAUUGUUUUGGUGGCAAAGAGUGGAUGAUAACCUAUCUUGCUCCAGUUUUAAACGAAACCAACGAAUUUUUAGCUUUAGUAAGCGUGGAUAUUUCUCUUGAGGAUGUAGAUAUCGACCAGUGCGAUGCCCCAGACUCCGCUGAACAGCAGAGCUCAGAAGAGACUGGUGACCAAGCCAAACCAAACCACUUAAGCACAUUCAUGGGAACUCACAGGUGCAAAAAGAGCACAAAGUGUGUACCAGUCCCUUUCCAAGGAUUCAAACGCGGCACCUAUCGCUGUACUUGCAAACGAGGCUACUAUUUUCCAGACCCCACAGCAACUCGGAAAUACUUUCCCGGGCAGGUCCUGGAGAAAGAAUACGACAAGAUGCUGAGAGGCGAAUCGAACCUUUAUGAGCACCACUUUGAGUGCCUUGCUUGUAGUGAGGGCUGUGAGGAAUGUGUGGAUGGCAGCGCAUGCGUGUAUGAUGUGUAUACAAAGCUGAGAUAUUCUCUCCUUGUAAUUAACUGCCUCUUUGUCGUCAUUUCGUUAGCCCUCGCAGCAUUGGUGUUCAAACUUUGGCAGAAUAAGAUAUUCAAAGCUUCCUGUCCACGUUUUCUUGAAGUCAUUAUCUGCGGAGCGAUAAUGAUGUAUGUAAAGCUUAUCGUAUCGUUCCCUAAACCUUCCGAAGUGCGCUGCAUAUUGUCACCUUGGUUACAUCACCUGGGUUUCGCUUUGGUAUAUGGUUCUCUGGCUCUGAAGACAUGGAGAGUGGUGUUAAUUUUCCGCGUGCGCUCCGCUCGUAAGUUGGCUAUAACAGACAGUGUGUUGCUGAGGAGAUUGGCAGUUAUUGUAUUGCUGUAUACAAGUUACUUGACCGUUUGGAUGGUGAUACAGCCACCUUCCAUCGAAUCAAGUAUUACCGCUGAUAAACUCAAAUACGACAGAUGCUCGACAAGCUCGUUUAGUCACAUGAUCUUAGCAGCUGACUUCGUAGUCCUUGCUUGGGGAAUGUGGCUCAGUUUCAAAGUGAGAAAAGUACCACAAGUUUACAAUGAAAGUAAAUUCAUCGGCUAUGCCAUAUACAACGCCACGUUUAUAAUCUGCUUCAUCAACGUGUUGAGUGUUGUGCUAAGUAGCGGCUCAUCUCCUGACGUGAUGUACGCCAUGGACUUUAUAAACAUCAACAUUAGUGCAUCUGUCACGCUGAUGCUUUUGUUUUCCCACAAGAUUUUUUUAGCUUUGGCCCUGAGAAGUAACAGCCACCGCACCUCUCCUCAGGAGAAUAAGUUAUCAGUUCGUUCCAGAGGGGAGACAUUUGCUAAGGAACUUGACACAACUAUACUCGGUGGAGAAAAUGACGAACUUAAGCGGGAAGUACGAAGACUUGCUUCGAAAGUUGCACUUCUUCAAUCUCAGUUGAUGACCGAGCGAAACAGACACGUAACGAAGAUUGGGUCUAGCUAAAAGGCUAAGUGUCAGACUUGCAGCCAAUUUGUCGUGAAUGAGUGACUUCCGAGUUCUUAAGUUUAAUAAAAUUAAGAUUUCAUAGCUCUCUUUAAAAAUCAUCAAAACAUUGACGGUCAUAAUCUCUUCCUGUACGGAAUUGGAUUCUCUCAGUUUGUUCAUGAACUACUAUAGUUUGUAAACCUGUGCAGCAGUAAAUGCUGUUUGAAGCGCAUUCAUUUUGUUUUAUUUGCUAAUCGUUUGACUCGUGAAGAACAGAAACCUACCGCUGCCACUGCGCAUUUCCUGCCAUUCUUUAGCCCAGGGCCACUCGUUUCACUUACCGUUACGAGUUUCUUUAACCACGUGACCAAGAAGAACGAGGACUCUGAGAAAUGAGCAUUUUUCAGCAUUGAAGAUAUUCUUAAACCGAAUCUAUAAAAUUUUUCGAUCUUUUCUUGAUCUUUGUUUUGAUUCCAUCUCAUUUUAUUAGAUCUCAUUACUGUUUGCUGUCUCCUUCAAAAAUUUAAGGCAGUUU